Nymphaea colorata (pocket water lily) is the source of this 1584-nucleotide messenger RNA. RefSeq names its product cytochrome P450 703A2. The record is from RefSeq and is a predicted model, not a curated record. NCBI's taxonomy places the organism in Eukaryota, Viridiplantae, Streptophyta, Magnoliopsida, Nymphaeales, Nymphaeaceae. Gene Ontology annotation, molecular function: heme binding; oxidoreductase activity, acting on paired donors, with incorporation or reduction of molecular oxygen; iron ion binding. The transcript has 2 exons. The coding region runs from base 49 to 1584 and encodes 511 amino acids.
UCACUGUGCACCUUCGUGUUCACCAUUGCCCUAGUGCUGUGGGUGGCCAUGGGCCUAAGAGCACUAAUGGCGGGUUCCAAGGUUGGCGCCAUGAGGCUCCCACCCGGCCCCCCUCGGUGGCCCAUCGUGGGCAACCUUCUCCAGCUCGGCCCUCUCCCACACAGGGACUUCGCAGCGCUCUGCGCCAAGUACGGGCCGUUGGUGUAUCUCAGACUCGGCAAGGUGGACGCCAUUACCACCAACGACCCUGAGAUCAUCAAGGACAUACUCCUCCGGCAGGACGACGCGUUCGCGUCGCGGCCGCACACGCUCGCAGCCAAGCACCUCGCCUACGACUGCGGCGACGUCGCUCUGGCGCCGCUGGGGAAGCACUGGAAGCACAUGAGGCGCAUCUGCAUGGAGCACCUCCUCACGACCAGGCGGCUGGAACGGUUUCAGGAGCAGAGGAGACAAGAGUCGCAGCACAUGGUGCACACGGUCUGGGCUCGGGCCACGGCCGACAAUCCGGCGGCGAGGGUCGUCGACCUGAGGGAGGUGCUGGGCGCCUUCUCCAUGAACAACGUCACGAGGAUGCUUCUGGGGAAGCAGUACUUCGGGGCGGAGGCGGCGGGGCCGGAGGAGGCAGCGCAGUUCAUGCACAUCACGCACGAGUUGUUCUCUCUGCUGGGCGUGAUAUAUAUAGGGGACUACCUGCCGCUGUGGAGAUGGGUAGACCCGACGGGAUUGGAGAGGAUGAUGAGGGAUGUUGAGAAGAGGAUGGAUGCGUUCCAUGUGAGGAUAUUGGAAGAGCACAGGCAAAAAAUUAGGGAGGGCAAGAAGAACAACAGUGUCGGGGAGGAGGAGUUGGUGGAUUUUCUGGACAUCUUGCUGUCGUUGCCUGGUGAGGAUGGAAAAGAGAAGAUGGAGGACUCCGAAAUCAAGGCCCUUCUUCAGGACAUGAUCGCAGCUGCAACUGAUACGUCGGCAGUCACCAGCGAGUGGGCCAUGACAGAAGUAAUCAAGCAACCAAGGAUCCUCCGCAAGGUGCAGGAGGAGCUCGACUUCGUGGUGGGCCGCGACAGACUGGUUUUGGAGGCCGACCUGCAGCACCUGCAGUACCUCCGGUGCAUCGUCCGUGAGAGCUUCCGGAUGCACCCGGCUGGGCCAUUCCUCAUCCCACACGAGUCCGUCCGGCCAACCAAGUUAGCGGGCUACGACAUCCCGGCGAGGACGCGAGUGUUCAUCAACACGCACGCGCUGGGAAGGAACACGAACCUGUGGGACGACGUUGAAGAGUUCCGGCCGGAGCGCCACCUCCCGGCCCACGGCGACGGCCGGGUGGAGAUAAGCCACGGUUUGGACUUCAAGAUCCUGCCCUUCAGCGCCGGGAAGAGGAAGUGCCCGGGCGCGCCGCUGGGCGUGUGCAUGGUCCUGCUGGCCCUGGCUAGGCUGCUUCAUGCCUUUGACUGGUACCCGCCGGAGGGCUGCAGCGUUGAUGACAUAGACACCCAAGAGGUGUAUGGCAUGACCAUGCCUAAGGCAAAGCCCCUUUUGGCACGAGCCAAGCCACGGCUACCCGCCCACCUGUAUGCCUACCGAGCGUAG